Molecule: messenger RNA, 3764 nt
Organism: Paramisgurnus dabryanus
Lineage: Eukaryota; Metazoa; Chordata; Actinopteri; Cypriniformes; Cobitidae
Product: cytochrome P450 2J4-like
Biological process (GO): xenobiotic metabolic process
Cellular component (GO): intracellular membrane-bounded organelle; cytoplasm
Molecular function (GO): oxidoreductase activity, acting on paired donors, with incorporation or reduction of molecular oxygen, reduced flavin or flavoprotein as one donor, and incorporation of one atom of oxygen; iron ion binding; heme binding
Source: RefSeq, a predicted model, not a curated record
AUAGGAGUGAACCGUCAGCAAAGAACUAAUAUUGACAAGAAGUGAAAGCUAAUAUAACCUUUCACUGCAACACCAGCGCCCAGCGGCAGUCCUACGGUUCUGCCAUUUAGUGAAAGUGACUCGGCAGUCCAGUUGCUGUCUGCUUUGUUACAAUCACUUGUGAUCAUCAAAUCCUUUGAACAGUUCUUAUUACGGACUUUGUAUUUUCCUUUCUUUUUUUUCACAAAACCUUUGCUCUUUAGAAACCAUGUUUCAAUUGAAAUUAUUUUAAGUUCAAGUAUUAGCAAUAUAAACACCAACAUAUGAAAUUAAAUUAGGGAAAAAUAAAGUAAAAACAGCCAGUGUCUCCAAAAUUAUUGAAUUGUUCUAUUAUGUGUUCCAGGGGAUUAAAUUCUACGAUAUAUGUUUCCAACCUAGUGGUGUAACAGUAACUAGUUUAUGUUUAAAGUUGCAUGUCAGUGAUUCUUGGGAAUUUGGAUAAAACUUUAUUAAUACCUUUCUUUUGGGGAAAAAAGUUAAAUUACAAAAUCUGAAGGUAUAUCGUAAUAGACCAGGGUAUUGGCUGUUCAGUAAUUUACCGGUUCAACCUCCCCUGUUUGUAUUUUUUUCAUAAAAUAGGCGUUUUUCCAGUUAUUACUUAUACAACGUUUACUUUAAGCCUAAAUAGAAAAAGUAAUGUUUUUUAUUCAAUAAACAUACUUUUGUUGCGAGAGACUAUUACUUUAAUAACUCAACAGCACUGAAGAAACAUAUUGUAAGCAUAUUCCUUUAAAACAAAUAAAACUCCGUCUGACGGUGGUGACAGUGGCCUCAUUACAACAUACAAUUUCAAAAUGUAUACCACUCAAGUCAAUGGCUUCUUGCUUAAACUUUAUGUAAAUAUUUGGUCCAAAAAAUAGCAAUCAUGAGCACUGUUAUGAACAAAUAUCAAAUCAUAACAUAAAACCUGACAGAAAAGACAGAAAACCUGACGGUGGUGACAAAAACCUACUCUUCAAAUUAAGCCAUCUUGUUUUCCCUCUGUUGCUAGCUACUUCAGACCUUUUCUUAAAAAUGAUACAUUUAUUUCAUAAUCUAAUCUAAUACUUUUUAUACAAAGAUGACGGUGUUGACAUGUUGUGGUUGUCACAGUAGCAGUGUCCAAAAAUAUGAACAAGUUUAAGAGAAAAUAGCAAACAUACAGGAGCUUAAGUGAUCUUGAAGCAUGCAGUAGAGCUGAAGGUUUGAAAAUGGGGUCCUCAGGAAUGCAGUUGACCCUGUAGUUGUCUGAUUUUAUUGCUUUUUAUAAAUAUCUGACGGUGGUGACGAAUAUGUGGGACACAUUUUGAGCAAUCACAAAAUAAUAGUAAAUAUUGUUCAAAACUCACUGUUUGUAGUUUUUAAUACAUAUUAAAAUGUACUCUUUCAUGUGGUAAAUAUAUUAUUCAAUUCAAUUAUUACUUUUAGCUUUUUUAAUCAAGUUGAAAUGAUUAUCUCUUAACCAAGGACAGCUGAUUUUGUAAGCAAUGGGCCAGCAUAAAAUCAUUAAAUUAAUAAAAAAUAAACCUAUAAAAGAACCUUACAUAUAAGGACCCCCUGAUUAUAACUUUGAUUCUUUUUCUUCAUGAAAAUUUUAUUAAUUUCCAACAGAAUUAGCACUUUUCUUAGUGGGACAUGUUUUUGCCAAAGUUUCAAGAAUCAGUGAUCAAGGUAGGCUAAAGGCCACUGUUUUCACGCGUUGGCAUUUUCACUCCAAAAUGGCGGCCGCGCUUGCGGAGCUUCACCUAGUGGCUAUUACAAAAAAGAAUCCGAGUUUCGGCUUUUGGGUUCUAUACUCUUGAUUAUAGUCAGUUAAUCUUCAACAGCCUUUGGCAGUACAACGCAGAAGUCAAGGAAAUGUCUGUGAUGGAUCUGCUACAGCUUUACGAGUGGAUCGACAUCAAGUGCAUUUUAAUAUUUUUAUGUGUGUUUUUGUUAUUGAGUGAUUACAUACGAAAUAAACCUCCGAAAAACUUUCCUCCAGGACCCUGGUCUUUGCCGAUUAUUGGAGAUCUUCAUCAAAUCGAUCACACGAGAAUUCAUCUUCAGUUUUCAGAGUUUGCAAAAAAAUAUGGCAAAAUCUUCAGCAUUAGAAUUGGUCCAAGAAUGGUUGUGUUGGAUGGGUAUAAACUAUUAAAGGAGGUGUAUGUACAACAAGGUGACAACCUCGCUGAUCGACCCAUUAUACCUUUAUAUGAGUUCAUUGGAAACAGAGGUUUAAUUACCUCCAGUGGUUAUAAAUGGAAGCAACAGAGAAGAUUUGCACUCUCAACACUUAAACAUUUUGGAUUGGGAAAGAAAAGCCUUGAACCAUCCAUCCACCUUGAAUGUCGCUUUUUCAAUGAAGCCAUAGCAAAUGAACAUGGUAGACCAUUUGAUCCUCAGGUCCUGCUGAACAACGCUGUGUCAAAUGUGAUCUGUGUCCUUGUGUUUGGUAAUCGAUUUGAGUACAGCGACAAUGAAUUCCAGUCUCUGUUGAAGAAGAUCAGUGAGGCUGUGUAUCUUGAGGGCGGCAUAUGUGCUCAACUUUAUAACAUGUUUCCAUGGAUCAUGAAGCGACUCCCUGGAUCACACCAGAAAAUAAUUGCUCUGUGGAAGGAGGUUAUUGACUUUGUUCGUGAGAAGGUGAAUACACACAGGGUGGACUAUGAUCCAUCAGAUCCUCGAGACUACAUCGACUCCUUCCUUAGUGAGAUGGAUAAAUUGAAGGAGGACAAAGAUGCUGGGUUUGACAUAGAGAACUUGUGCAUCUGUACAACGGAUCUGUUUGUGGCAGGAACUGAGACCACCAGCACCACCCUAUACUGGGGUCUUCUCUGCAUGAUUAAAUAUCCUGAGAUACAGGCUAAAGUUCAGGAGGAGAUUGAUCGUGUUGUGGGUGGGGAACGGCAGCCAUCUUUAUCCGACAAAGACAAGCUACCCUACACCAAUGCUGUCAUUCAUGAAAUCCAAAGAAUUGGAAAUAUUGUUCCAAUAAACCUUGCCCGAGUUGUUGGGGAAACUACCCAGAUCGGAAAAUACUCUAUUCCAAAGGGCACGCUGGUUACUAGCAACUUGACGUCGGUGCUGUUUGAUGAAUCUGAGUGGGAGACACCGCAUUCUUUUAACCCAAAUCACUUCCUAGAUGCUGAGGGCAAAUUCAGGAGAAGAGAUGCCUUUUUGCCUUUUUCAAUAGGAAAGAGAGUUUGUCUUGGUGAGCAGCUGGCAAGGAUGGAACUCUUCCUCUUUUUCUCCUCUCUGCUUCAGCGUUUCACGUUGUCUGCACCUGCAGGUGUAGAGCCCAGCUUGGAUUUUAAACUGGGAGCCACUCACUGUCCUCAGCCAUACAAAUUAUGUGCAGUGCCACGUUAAAUAAUACACACAUAUAUGUGUUAAUGGUUUGCUUAUGCUACGUAUUUAGUAAGUACAAAUUAUAGGAGCAGUUAUUUUUAGUAAUUAAUAUUUUAAGUGUACAUCUGUGUUUGUUUAAAGUCAACACACGUUUGUUCUGUGUUGGUUGAUGGAUAAUUACUCAUUUUGUUCUAAACUGUUUCACUAUUUAUUAAAAUAGUACUUCAAUACGCAUACAUACAAUACAAAUCAACCUAAGAUUCAUUUUAAUUUAUCUGUAAAAGUACCUUGGAAAUGGUUUGUUUUUUAUAACAGAAGUCCGUGCAGUGUAGUCACACACCCCCGUUUCUAUGCACAGGUGGUCAUUUUCACUGACUGUACAUGAUCAUGCAAUGACAUUAAAAUUGAGGUUUAUA